UUUUAGUACAGAAAAUAGUUUUAUCAACACCGUCUUAGAGGUCGUUAAUUUACAGUGUCUACGUCUUCAAUAAUAAUAAAUAAUAUUUUCCUUGUAGACGGAAUUUAUUUCUAUAACUCUCUGAUUUUGGAUAUAUAAAAUUUUUUUUUUAGGUGAGUGACGAUCGUUAUAAUUUCUCAAAUGUAUACGAAACAAAAAUAAUACUAAGUGAGAUUUAUUAGAAAAUGUCCUGGCUGCACUCCCACCUUUGGCCACUAGGAAGAGACGCUGAACCAGGAAUAGUGCCCUGGCGCACGGAGCGUCCCGCAGCAGAACUCCACUUGAGUCGGUACCGCACCGCCAUCCUCGCGCUGGCCUGGCCGGGAUGGAGCAGGACGCCCCUGGAGCGGAGCCACCCCGUCAGCGGAACGGCUUCGUGGGCAUGCUUUAUGGGGAGUUUACAGACACCCUCGACGACAAGGUCCGCUUCUCUGUCAGCCUGACGGAGAGCGCUCUGACCAUCCAGAGGAUCUCCUCAUCGCCCGACCGGACUAAGGUGGUCUUCAACUUGACGGACUGCGUCGGUUGCCGGGCGUACAGAGCAACGGACAGCGCGGACGUCGGCGCCUACUUCACCGCCUAUUUCUACCCCUUCAAACGGCGCUGGAUGAGCGCAGGAGUGGCCCGGCAGCGAGUGGAGCAGUGUUUUCGGGUGGCGCUGGUUCAGGACCCCCGGACUAACCUGCGGGAGGCUGAACGGUGGGCUUGUGCCAUCAGGGAUGCCUCUGCGCAGCAGGCGCGCCGGAAAGACGGUAUCACCAACUUGGAGAUAAGACGGCCUUGCAGAGUCAUGAUCCUGGUCAACCCUCUGAGUGGACGAGGCCAGGCUCUCCAGCUCUUCACCGGGCACCUGCAGGGCAUGCUCACUGAAGCCGACGUCCCCUACACGCUUGUCAUCACAGAGCACCAGAACCACGCACGUGAGCUGGUCAAGAAGGCGGACCUGUCACAGUGGGACGCUCUCGUUAUCAUGUCAGGAGAUGGGCUGCUCUUCGAGGUGAUAAACGGUCUGAUGGAGCGUGACGACUGGCAGGAGGCCAUCCAGACCCCUCUGGGCAUUCUUCCAGGUGGCUCUGGAAACGCCCUGGCUGCUUCUGUCCACCACUACUCUCAGUCACCCCCGGCAUGGAAUGAGGAACUUCUUCUGAGCUGUGGCUUUAUGCUGUGCAAGGGCCUGGUCGGUUCUUUGGACUUGGUGUCCAUCCACUUGGCUUCCAAACAGCGUGUCUUCUCCUUCCUGUCUCUGGCUUGGGGAUUUGUGGCUGACGUGGACAUCGAGAGCGAGAAGUACCGCCACGUCGGGGCAAUCCGCUUCCUGAUGGGUACUUUAGUGCGCCUGGCGUCGCUCCGAGUGUAUCAGGGUAGGUUGGCGUACCUGCCCGUGAAGGAGAAGCCCGACCUUUCGUCCACGCCUCAGCGACCCUCGCUGUGUUCCUCCCUCCCUUGCCAGCUCAUUCCCAAUUCCUCGCCAGCAAACAAACCACGCCGCCAUUGCAACAACUUCAACACCAUCAGCAAUUCCUCCAAAACACCCGAAACUCCCAGUGACGGGAAAACCCGAGCACCAGUGGAUUCUCUGCUCCCGGGACUAGACCAGCCGGUCCCGGAGAGCUGGACUGUUGUCAAAGCGGAGGACUUUGUCUUGGUGCUGGCAAUUUACCAAUCUCACCUGGCCGAGGACUUGUGGGCGGUCCCCGGCGCCACGGCGGACGACGGAAUCAUCCACCUCUUUUACGUGACUGCGGGAAUCUCCCGCCCCGCCCUUUUGCGCCUCUUCCUGGCCAUGGAGAAGGGAGCGCAUUUAGCAUGCGGCUGCCCCCACCUGGUCUACGAGAAGGUGCUAGCGCUGCGCUUGGAGCCCAUUUCGAAGGAAGGGGUGAUCACAGUGGACGGCGAGACGAUGGAAUACGGGCCGGUUCAGGCUCAAAUCCACCCCGGACUGGCCAGACUCAUACAUGGAUGAAGGCAGAUUAUGUUAAUCUUCUAGUUGGAGAGCUUUCAAGUUUGGCCUUUUCACUCAGUGUUGAUCUCUUUGUAUACGCUGUGCUUUCGUAAGUGCCAAAGACAUUUAAUCAGCCUCGGAGAAUUCCUCUAUUUUUAUACUGAAGCAACUUAGCGUGUUUUUUUCUUUUUUUUUAUCAUCCCUGCCCUUCGAUUCAGGGUCCAAAUUGUUCUUCACUGCUGGCUGGUUCCAGCGGAACGCACUUGAGAGAUUGUGUACACAUUUAACACAACGUAUGUGUGCAUGAGCACAUUGUUGACGUGGCAGAGGAGCGCAUUGCGCACUCUGCUGUCAGACCUCAUCAGCGCCGCACAUAUGAAGACAAGCACAUUUUUUUCCCCCAUAUUCCCGGCGGAAUAGUCGAAGGUUCAGAGCAGGAGAAAUCCCUGAGAAGAUUUGUGCUAAUCUUUGUGUAUGGAAAAAAAAGUUGUUUGAGAAAGGCCAAUUUGGGUUGUUGCUCAUUUGAUGGGAUUGAUCAUCUUCUCUUAAAUUGGAAGAUUGUACUCUUGGUUCAUGAGCCUUCACCUCAUGUGUCCUUAUUAGCUUCAUUUCUGCAUAUUUUUUUUUUUAAGUGACACUAAUUGGGUGCAUAAAAGAAGCACAGGGUCUGGUGUGUUCUUGCAAUCUGUUGGCUGGAGGGAGUUUGGACUUUUUUUUUUGGCCGUGUUUGAUUAGCUUCGGGGCGGAGGAGACGGCAAAUGUUAACUGCAUUUUCAUUGGCUCAUCGACAUUGGCCAUGCACAAAUCAUGUUGAUGAAUGGUUCCGCUGACUAUGUUGCACAGGUAUGCAUACAGCAGCUGAAUAUCAUCAUGCAGCUUCGAUGACCUUUCAGGCAAUUUUCUCUUUCCUGACAGCAGAUAAAAGGACAACACAAUUAUGGCAAAGCUGAAAUGUCAAAUGUUAACAUUCAUGGUCCGGCUUCUCUGUGUCUUCUGAGGGAAUGACGAUCGAAAAAAGUCUACACACCCUUGUUUAAAAUGCUUUUUUUAGUUUUACUAAUUUGACGCUUUAACCUCUAAUUUUAAUUUUAUAUUUCAUUUAAUUUUUUUAAUUAUGGGCCAUUAAUGGUGGGAAAUGGUGACAUUUGAACAGGGGUGUGCAGACUUUUUAGAAAUUGCGUGUUUACUUUUUACAGUAUUUCUAUUGAGGGCCCAAAAUAACAUCUUCCUCUCACACAUAAAGCAAAACCACUUGCUGGAGAACUCUCAUGGUCACCCAACAACCUCUCACAAUAACCUCUAAAAUGAUAUAGAUUUGACUUUUGUGUAUGAGUUUUUUAUGGUUUGAGUUUUUUUUGUGCUGAAUGUGUGUUUUGUGUUUAAGCGUUUUAGGGAGUGAGAGAUUUUGUGUGAAUGUCAAUUUUGUUUAUUAAUUAAAUUGAUUUAUUUUGCUGAAUUUGAGAGGCUUGUUGGUUUGUAUGAGAGUUUUUGGGUCAGCGUUUCAUUAUUUAUUUGGUGAGUUUUGGGUGCAUGUGAGGUAAAUGUUGUUUUUGGCCUAUACAGCAUCUCACCUUGGAUUGCAAUGUACCUGAAGGAGACUUGCCCGAAAAACAUCCCACAUUUUUCAAUUCUUGCAUUUAAAUUUGCUUCAUAAUGCUGAAAUAGGAACAAAAAUAUUGCAUCCUUGUUAUCAAGGCCCUGUAUGAAGACAUGUUACGCUAAUGCAUCGUCAUGGUUACACACUAUUGGAUGACUUACAGUAAAUAUCGCUAUCUGGACUUACCCUGAGCUUUUUCAGUUAUAUAAUGCACUCUCCUCAGACUGCCACGACAUUUAUCUCUUUUUUACUUAAAUCUUAAGGAUUAAAGCACACUUUUAUUAGAAUUUGAUGGGGGUGUUAAAAAAAAAAAAUCUUAUUGUAACUUACUGCCAGAAAUAUUUACGUGAACCUUGCAUAGAAUAUGUAAACGAAUGCUCUUGGUAGGAUGUCGUUGCACUUGUGGUUCGCUAUAAUAAAUUAUUCCACUUGCUGCUGGAAUGCAGAAUCAGUCUGAACACAAUUAGAAUGGCUAGUGUCUUUGUCAUGAGAUUUUAUUCAUAAUUUAGGAGACGUCUCACUGAGUUAUGUGCAGAAAUGAGGUCACUGAUGCAGUGAGUUUUGCUGUUAUAUUUUAAACCGACAUUUAAAAAAAAUAUAUAUAUAUUAAUCUUUUUGGAGCAGUAUAUGGUACUGCUGGACUUGAGCUCUCAUUUAUGAGACGUACAUACAAUCAGCCUGAAAUAUAAAUUACAGAUGCAGUAGGAAAUUCAGUCAUUGUUUUGUAUUUAAACAUGCUGGUAAAUGAAAUGUAAAUUCAGUAGAUCUGUAUACUGUUGUUGAGUAAUGUUUUAUGUUGAUAAGACAAUAAAUUUUGUAAUAUCUGGAAAA
Messenger RNA from Syngnathus typhle (broad-nosed pipefish), 4409 nucleotides. RefSeq names its product sphingosine kinase 1-like. The record is from RefSeq and is a predicted model, not a curated record. Gene Ontology annotation, cellular component: cytoplasm; intracellular membrane-bounded organelle; membrane. The coding region runs from base 365 to 2002 and encodes 545 amino acids. The transcript is spliced from 5 exons. NCBI's taxonomy places the organism in Eukaryota, Metazoa, Chordata, Actinopteri, Syngnathiformes, Syngnathidae. Gene Ontology annotation, biological process: negative regulation of apoptotic process; cellular response to growth factor stimulus; sphingosine biosynthetic process.